Messenger RNA from Vigna radiata var. radiata (mung bean), 3837 nucleotides. RefSeq lists its product as uncharacterized. The record is from RefSeq and is a predicted model, not a curated record. The coding region runs from base 188 to 1360 and encodes 390 amino acids. The transcript is spliced from 3 exons. Lineage: Eukaryota; Viridiplantae; Streptophyta; Magnoliopsida; Fabales; Fabaceae.
AAGUUGCACAAUUAUGCCAUUUUUGACAAUAAAUUCCGAAACCCUAACUUGUUCGUUUUUUCCAUACUCAUCCCCUUGGAAAAAUCAAAGAUACUCACAGGCGCAGCGAUUAGUUCAGAUAUUGUGAGCGAUUUCACAUCGUGAAUCUUAGAUACAGUUUCGUUUCCGAGUUGAAGUAGUCAUCACCAUGAGAUUGAGAAAGGGAAGCAAAGUGGAGAUCCCUGGUACUACCGAUGGACCUAGUGUGGAAUGGCGAUGUGCGCGAAUAAUUUCUGGUAAUGGGAACACCUACAGAGUUCAGUAUAACCGUUCUAGUACAACAAGUGAGGCUAGCAUAGUAAGAGUUUCAAGGAAUGCCAUCAGACCAUCCCCCCCUCCAAUCAAAGGUAUUGGGAAUUGGGCAGCAAAUGAUCACGUGGAGGUUUACAAUUUUGGUUCAUGGAGAGCAGCCACUGUUUUGAAAUUCAUUGAUGGAGAUUUCUUCUUGGUAAGGCUAUGGGUAUCUUGCAAAGAGUUAACGGUACUCAAGGUAAACAUGAGGGCACGCCAGACUUUUCAAAAUGGUGAAUGGAUUCUUAUGUCAAAGGGGUCUGGCAAGUCACCAGUUAGGAAGUCUAACUUGAUUUCUAACAGUUCCAAGGAUCAGCCUGAAAAUAAAUGCCGAAAUAUUUUUUCUCGAGGAUUAGAUGCCAGUGAUCACCAGGAACGCCUGGUCUCAUCUUCAACGUUGAAAAGAAUGUCCCCUUUUGUCUCCUCUUAUCCCAGAAAAUUAAGGACUGUGUCGAAUAUGGGUGAGUGUGAAAGAUUCAAAGUUGUAACUACAGCCCCCUUGCUGCAAAAGGUACAUGCUGUUGUUUACCCACAAAAUAAUAUGGGUGAAAAAUGCAUGCAUACUUCCUUUACUAAUGGUACCAACAAAUAUUAUGAAACAGGAAAGGAGAAUUCUUGUAAUGUUUCAACACACUUUCUUGAACGAAUUGAAGAACCUGAUUAUUCUUGUAGUGAUCUGAGUUCUGUUGGCAGUUGUAGUGUGAUUAGUAGUAACUCAAAUAAAAUUUCCAGUGAUACCUUAGCAGGUCCUUGCCAAGAUGAAGAUACCCUUUGCAGUGAUGCAGAAUCUCUAGAUGUUGGAGAUGUGGAUAAAGGAUGCUCCACUUCUACCAGUGAGGUUGCAGCAGAAACAAUUCAUAGGUUUGAGUUGAAUGCAUACCACAGUACCCUAGAAGUUUUGCAUGCCUCUGGUCCUUUAAGUUGGGAAAAAGAAGAAAUAUUGACUAACCUUCGUAUUUUACUCAAUAUUUCAAAUGAUGAACAUUUGAUGGAGAUAAAGAACUUAGGUUCGUGUGGUCAGAAUUUUUAAAUGUUUACACUUUAAUCCCUCAUUUGUACAGCCUUAUUAGGUUCUGAAGAACAGUACAUAUUUUUGAAUAAAUAUUUUUUCUUAAAAUUUCUAUAUUCGGGAAAUUAUGUUGAUUUACACUUUAUGUAUUUGCUAGUCUCUUAAUCUCUUUCUCUCUCUCUCUCUCUGACAUUUGAUGUUGUAAUUUUUCCUUUUCAAUUGGUACGAGUUCGUAGCUUCUACACCUGCCAUGAUUUGCUGAUAUGAGAUAUUCAUCUGAUUGUCUCUGACUACUUGUUGUAUACGAUGUAAUUGCCUAGUGAUGAUUAACGACUUCAUGAAUUUGCAUGGACAGCUUGAUUGUAGUUCUGAUAUUUAAUCCAAAAUAUUGCUUAAUUUGAAUAAAAUAUAUUAGCGAUCUAUUUUAUGGCGUCACCUUUUCUGCCAUUUGACUAUUAUUGAUGAAUCAACUACAACUUUCCAGGGCCAGUGUAGGAGGCUUGCAUGCCUUGCUUCCAAUGGCUAAAUAUGAUACUAGGUUUGCUUCUCCUCUCUCUGCAAAUUAAUUGGUCUCAUCUACCAAUAAUUUUCUUACUGAGAUUUUAAAAUUCUGACCAUUGUAUAUCACUCAUGUGAUUUAAGACCAUGAUCUCGCUUUUAAAUUGCAGAUGUAAUCCUCAUAUGCCAGGUCUUAUUGUGCAAUUAUUCAGAUAAUAAUAAUUUAAUUCAUUUAUUUGCGUACGGUGUGAAUUAUCUUCACUGUUGCUUGAAUACUUUAUCCUGUAAGAGUAAAAAAAAUGAUGCUAGUAUGUUCAGAAUCUGUUAUAUAUCAGGUAUCUAAUUGCCCUGGAUUUCUGUCCCGUUGCCUCUCCAUUAUGCAUAAGCAGAUGUGUGGUGUGUUGACAUGGAGCAAAUUGCAGCUGCAAUAGUGCUUUGCAGUCACUACUUCAAACGGGUAAAAAUCUCACAUCUCGGUAUUUGCAUUAUUGACCUAAUUAAUUUAGGGUCGUUUGCUCAAAUAUCAUGUACUUUCUAACCCCUGUCUGCAAAAAUAUUCUCUCCAUUCCCUAUUUACAUCUCACCCCUGGCUGUAUCUCCUUAUUCUUCCGCGUGUAUGUACAAUUUGCAUUUCCCAAUCCUCUAUUUUUACUAGUCUAUUGCCCACCUUUGUCCUCUGAGAAAGAACCCCUUGGUUCGUUUCUGUUUUUCCUUUUGCUUCUUCAUUUUGUGCAGCACUUUCUUGAGUAAUUAAAUUAUGCCUUAAAUAUGCGUCAAAUGUGCAUCUUGUAGACUGACUAAUUCUGUACGGCUUUGAUUGUAAAGGACAAAUAUUAAAUUUUUGUUGGCCUUUGUCCCCAAAUAUGCACUAUAAAUUACUUGUUUGAAUACAUACUUGUUGUGGUCAGCCCAUUAUAUACCGUCUUAUUGUACCUUUUUUCAACUGGUCACUUAGUGCGCAUAUUUUUCCAAACUUUCUUAGAUUUGGAUCUUAUAAUUUCCUCGAGGUUAUAAAAAAUUUAAUUUUGUUCUCUUUACAUUGAUGAAAAUGGCAUAUAAUGGCAACAUGUUAGCAAUGGUUGGUUGUUCUCUUUACAUUAAUGGAAUUUUGACUGUAAAGUAACAGGAAUGCGCAUGCACCCGUCUUACUCAAAUCAAUUAGCUCAUUUCCUCUUUUCUUUCUAUAGUGGUUUCUGAGCAUGUAGGUUGCAAGUUCAAAAUGUCUGACAUCUCUCCUUAGCCCCUCGAUAUUAUGAAGCAUACUGUCAAUUGGCCAUCAAGAAACGUGUUAGGACAUCCAUUGAUUGCUUUGACAUGGAGCAUCAUUUUCUAUGUAUAUUCUCAUUGAGGUUAAUUUUGUUUUUUUUGUCCCAUUGUUUUUGUCUCCAAUAAAUUAUAUUGUUUGUUGGCUUUACGUACUAAUCGCUAAUGAGAUCUGUUGGUGACAUUCUGUUAACCUUUGCAACGUGAUCAUUCUGAUUCUCAACUGUCUAUUUUGAACUGUUAUAUAUAGGAAUUGAAAAGAAAAUUAUAUCGUCUAUUCAUAGACAUAAUUCCCUGUAUUUUAAUCCUUUGCACUUUUUUCUAAAAUUCAUUUAGGCCAUUCUAGUUGUGUAGUUUUUGCUGUGGACAAUUUGAAUCCCAUUUGAUGAGCUGAUCAAUGUUUUGGCUUUUGCAAAUAAGAAGGCUUGUGGAAGCGAAGCACCUGAGAAGACGAUGUGUUAAGCAAAUCUUAUGCAUAUUUUGGUUUGCCUCUUUAUGUGCCUGUGUAAUGUCUGACUUCGCUUUCGGUAUAUGAAUUUGUCUAUUAUCUUAAAUCAGUAUUUAUUUGAUGUACAUUAUGCCCUAUGAAAUUAAUCUGUUAAAAUUUUGUAUCAUUGCAGCCUGUGCUGUGUAAGUCGAUAUAGAUUUCAUUCCAUCAGUGUAUAGAGUUAUUACUGUUCUGUUAAUGUGCUUUAAGAUGGAAAAACAGUGCUAUAAAUGUUUACAGUUAUUAUUCA